GAACAAUACACGCAGGCCCAAAUUUUGGAGUUCAAUCGACAAGUACGGACACAGAUCCAAAAUUUUGUCGCCAAUUGCUGAGGCUACAACUCGCGGACCACUACCACUUGGUUUGCAACUCGCCUGAUUGGUAUCAAUACUAUGGCAUAUAAAAAACUCAAUGAGCUGACGACAAAAGGAGAAUCAAUGACCAUUAAAGUGAAAGUCAUAAGAAUAUGGGAUUCAAUUAAUAAUGCAACUGAUGAACUCAUGAGCUUGGAUAUGAUCUUGCUGGAUGAACAGGGCGAAGUUAUUCAUGCUACUAUCUGGAAGAAUCUAAUAGAUACUUAUAGACCACAGAUCAAUGAGAAAGCUAUAUAUGCAUUCAGUAAUUUCAAAGUUCAGGAAUCCAGCAGAUACCGUCCAUUGAGCAAUUCGAUUAAAAUUGUUUUCAUGUAUAAUACAAAGGUGAAACAGGUGAAUGAAGAAUCAGAUAAGUUCCAGGAAUACUACUUUGAAUUUGCUACAAAAGACAAACUACUAGAACGAGAAAAUAAAGAUAAACAAUGCUCAGACAUAAUUGGGUUACUUACCAGUAUUAAACCAGUACAAGAGAGAACAAUAAUGAGGAAUACAUCAAGUCAGCGUACUAAAGAUAUCCGCGAGAUUGAACUUCUCCUGUUAGAGGGUGAAAAAAUCAGGAUAACAUUAUGGGGGAAGCUAGCACAUUAUCUGAAUGAAGAUGUAAUUGGAAAGCAUACAGUUGUUAUUGUUACAUCAACCAUGGUUGAAACCUCAAUGUUCAAAAGUCUCUCUUUGAAGAGUACUAGCGCUACAAGAUUAUAUACAGAUUUAGAUGUAACAGAAACUUGGCAACUCAUUGACAGGUACUCAAACGAUGAAACUUUACCGAAAAUAAUGGAGGUAGACAAAAGUAUACAAGGGACAGUAGAGGAGCAAAUGUUUUACAACAGAAGAACAUUACAGGAAAUCACGGAAAUGAGACAUGACAACCCAACAGAUCAAGAUUUUGUAUUUACAUCAAAAGCUAGGAUAGAUAAGAUACAAGAAAAUGCUAGGUGGUGGUACAUGUCAUGCAAGUAUUGCAACAAAAUGUGUGAUAAAAUAGACGAGAAGUAUUAUUGCAAUAACUGCGACAAAUAUCCCAACAAGACAACACCUAGAUAUUUUCUUCGACUGCAAAUAAGUGACUCUAUAACAACUACAAUAUGCACUGUAUUUGAUGAUGAAGCACAAAGAAUGGUCAACACAUCUAUCUCAAACUUACUGGAUUCCCUUAAUGGAAGCUGUGAAGACGUGCCCAAGAUUAUACAACAAUUAUAUGGAAAAAUAUUUAUCUUUCGAUUCAAGCUGAGCAACCAAAACUUGACUGAAGGGAAGGCAGGCUAUUUAGUAAAAAGAACAUUUGUGCCUAAUGAAAAUCUUGAAACAAAAUUCUUGAAUGAUAAAGAUAAGAAGGAAGACAACACAAAGGAUUCACCAAUGAAAAAGACAUCAAAUUUUGCUGUGCAUUGUGAAGAAGAUAUUGAAGAUAGGGAUGAAAGCAACAUACGUUUCAGUGCCUGUAAAAGAAAUAAUUCAUUAUCAAGAAGUAGAUGUAUCAUAUUAGAUGAUGACUCAGAUGAAGACCACACAAAAAGAACUACACCAAAAGAAAAGGAUACAAAAGUUUGCAGCAAAAAGAAGAAAAUUAGUAUUGCAAAAUCCAGAAAGGAAACUCCUAAAGUUGAAGGCUUGGAAUUUGACGAAGAUCUCACCAAACAGAAAGCUAUUUUAGAACAAGCUAUAAAGACUGGAAUAAGAUUAGGCAAAAAGAUUAAUGAGAAGAAGAGGAAAUGCAAGGAUACUGAUGAUAAAAUAUCACGGAUCAAAGAUCCUUACAGAAAAAGGAAAGGAAGAAAUGUCAUAAUGGAGACAGAAAUUCCAACUUAUCAGGUAGAACAAACCAUUAAUUCAGAUUAUAUAGAAGAUGACAAUAACGACAAGGUGACCACCAAUGAAUAUGAAAUUGAUGUGAAGAAGAGAAAACACAAGGACACUGGUGCUCACACAAUUCGAAACAAAGGUGCUCAUAAAAAAAAAGAAGCAGAAAGACUACUGAUUCAGAGGAGCUAAAGGAAGAACAAAAUGACAAUGUGACAAAUAAGUAUGAGAAGAUUGUACAAAAGAGACAAAACAAGCAAAAAAAAGGACGAAAUGCUAGAAGAUUAAUUAAAAUUAAAGAUUCAGAUGACCACAGAAAAAUUGGUCAUGCUAAUGAUGAUUCUGAUAUAGAAUCAAAGUUUUCAAAGAAUGAGGUAC
Messenger RNA from Phragmites australis (common reed), 2301 nucleotides. Its product is annotated as replication protein A 70 kDa DNA-binding subunit B-like. Lineage: Eukaryota; Viridiplantae; Streptophyta; Magnoliopsida; Poales; Poaceae. The record is from RefSeq and is a predicted model, not a curated record. Gene Ontology annotation, molecular function: DNA binding. The transcript is spliced from 12 exons. Bases 142 to 2115 code for a protein of 657 amino acids. Gene Ontology annotation, cellular component: nucleus. Gene Ontology annotation, biological process: DNA recombination; DNA replication; DNA repair.